GGAUGGGAAAACGGAUCAAGCCAAUAAAAGAACGAUUGCACGUGUUUGCGCCAUAUCUGCUUCAUUUGCUAUUAGCCGUUGCCGUUGCCGCUUAUGUUCUCCUGGGAGCAUUAGCAAUUCGACAGCUUGAAGCUAUUGCUAUAAAUCGAAAUUCGACGAUGCCUAUCAAAAAUGGUAACAUAUAUCGUGGUGAUGAUAAUCGAAUUAAAAUGAGUCCUACAGAUCAAAACAAAGAUGAUAAUUUUUUAUUAUUUAAUUAA
This is a messenger RNA of Loa loa (African eye worm), 260 nucleotides long. RefSeq lists its product as hypothetical. Lineage: Eukaryota; Metazoa; Nematoda; Chromadorea; Rhabditida; Onchocercidae. The record is from RefSeq and is a predicted model, not a curated record. The annotation marks the transcript as partial. The transcript is spliced from 4 exons.